AUACUUGAAUCUGAUUUAAGGCGCGUAUCCUCUCUGUGUCUGCAACUACGGACAUAUCAAGAACUUACAUGCGGGGUGACUUACUCGCAUUGCUGCUUCUUGACUCAGAUUUUCAUAGAGUUUUAGGACCGAUAUAUUUAGCUGCAGCUUGCAUAGAAAAUUACUGGUUUUCAACUUUUCAUUGCCACUUACGCAGGGCUCACUGUGUUGGUCAAACUCUUGUGCCCCAUUUUCUUCCCAACAAAUUAACUGCAUGGGAAUCGAGAAAAUCGGACAUGUAUCAGCUAUUUUUUUUUCCUCAAUAGAAACUGCAUCGUUUCGUCAUCCGGCUCUUGCCAAUAUAUCUGAAAACGACUUCUUCUGGAGCGUUUUCCUUGUGCUCAAUCCAUUAGAAAACCCGUGGGCUUCACAAAUCGAAUCUCAGAUUUUCGAGAGCGAUUUCAAGCUUCGGUUCUCGCACUUCUUUUUUCUUUUUUUUGAGUGAUCAGGUCAUGCAGUUUUCGACUUGGUUUGUUCCCAUCGUUUUGUGUUAAUGGUAUUGGGAGAGUCUGGGGUUGAUUUUAUGGAGGCGGAAAGGUUUAAAAUCACGUGUUUUGAGCUUGAAUAGCUCAACCAUGGCGGAUUCAGUGAUUGUUGGAGCUUAAGCAUAAGGAAGAAGAAGAUGCAUUUUGGCAUCUGAAAUGAAGGCCCCCUGCUAUUCCUUGGUAUUUGAGGAGCGUGGAAAAAAAUACAAAAAACCGGAUUAAAAAAAAUUUUGGUCAACCAGCGGUUUGAGUUGCCCUUUGCAUUGCAAACCCAAUCCCAUUCUCAUAAGUUCGUGUAAUUUUAUGACCCUAAUAUUUUUGCUCUUUUGUUUUUUACUAGAAUAUUAUUGCUCUUUUGUGAUUUUAGGAGUUUGAAAUUUUGAAUCAUGUUUUUUUUUUUACAAAAAAAUUUAGGUAAAUUGAGUUAUAGAAUUCAUUAUAGCUAAGAUAUAUUUUUAGGCUAAAAUCGUAUUUACAAACAUCGAAUUAUGCUUAUGUGAUUCCGUCCUUUGAUGGCCAUCUCCUGUGUGUCACCUAUUUUUUUGGGUUUUGGGCUUCUACUUCAUUGGGCCUCAUUUGCUUCUUUGAUAUUGUGUAAUAUUGGGCCAAGCAUUUCCACUAAGAUGAAAUUUGGGCUUACAAUAAUACAUAAUUUAAAGGAAAAAUUAUAAACAGGUCUCUAAUAAAACUAUAAUAUUUAGCGGUCAAGUUUAUGCAUUUACAAAGUGACUGCUGACUGGAGCCUCUGGGUGGCUAUUAUUUUUAUAAGGAACUGUACGUAACUCUCUAAUUUGUUUUGGUGCAACGUUACUCUAAUUUAAAAUGCCCUGUUGAGUGAAAGUUCUCAAACAAGCAAGACUUGUUCAAGGAAAUUGGCAUCUUGUGCUGUACUUGGCUAGUAUAUUCAUUUCUACUUUAUUUAAUGAAGAUAUUUUGAAAUUUUUUUCCUUGAAAAUAUUAUUGGAAAACUAACUCACAUAUUGCUUCUACUUGCUUAGAUUUUCAUUGAGUUCCCAGACCAUUUUAGAUGCAAUUUGAACAGAAAAUGAAUUGGCUUUCAUUCCUAAUUACUUGGGACUAACAUUGUUGGACAAAAAGUAAAAGCUUUUAAACUUCUGAACCCCAUUUCCUUCUCAACAAAUUAACUGCAUGGGAAUAAAGAAAAUUGGAAAAUUCAUUAUCUGCUCUUACAACUAUAAAACAAACUAGUUCUUAUGAGAUGUUGACUCAAAUUUUGAAACAUAACAUGUUAUCGGUUGUAAUUGGUAAGCAACAAAGAUCUCAUUGGAGGGAAAUGGCGAGAGACACAAGCUUGGAUGGGGAAAUUAUGACAUCUGAUGAUGCGACAGGAUCAGCAAAUCAUCCACCAACUGAAGGACUUGAAGUUGUCCAAACAAACACAGACUGGCAGCAACAACAUUUUAAGAGCAAGGCCAAAGAAAAAAGCUAUAGAACAGUUCCUUUCUACAAGCUUUUCUCAUAUGCAGAUAGUUUGGAUCGUCUUCUCAUGUUUGUUGGGACAACAGCGGCCAUUGCCAAUGGAAUGACUAUACCUUUGCUGAUGAUAAUUUUUGGAAAUGUCAUUGAUGCAUUUGGAGGAACCAGUGACACCAAAGAAAUCGUUCAUAAUGUUUCCAAGGCGUCUAUUGACUUCGUAUACUUGGCUAUGGGUACCUUUGUAGUUUCAUUUUUGCAGGUGACUUGCUGGAUGGUCACUGGAGAGAGACAGUCUGCGAGGAUAAGAAGCUUAUACCUUGAAGCAAUUUUGAGACAAGAAGUAAGCUUCUUUGAUAGGGAAACCAAUGGUGGAGAGGUUAUUACAAGGAUGUCAGGUGACACUGUUCUCAUUCAAGAUGCCAUGGGAGAGAAAGUAGGAAAGUUCAUACAACAUGUGGCAACAUUCUUGGGAGGUGUUGUGAUAUCAUUCUCUAAGGGUUGGCUUCUAACCCUCGUCUUGUUAUCUUUUCUUCCACUUCUUGUCCUCUCUGGUGCCUUGAUGAGUUUCGUCGCUGCAAAGAUGGCAUCUCGUGGACAAGCAGCCUAUUCUACGGCAGCAAAUGUGGUGGACCAGACAAUCAGUUCCAUUCGAACUGUUGCAUCAUUCACGGGGGAGAAGCAAGCCAUAACCCAAUACAAUAAAUCUUUGACAAGAGCUUACCGUGCUGGUGUGGUAGAGGGAGCAGCUUCUGGUUGCGGCUUAGGUUCGGCUCGUUUGUUUUUGUUCUCCAGUUAUGCUUUGGCCGCAUGGUAUGGAGGGAAGAUGGUACUAGAGAAAGGAUAUACAGGAGGACAAGUCAUGAGUAUCUUUUUUGCAAUAUCUACUUGCACCCUGUCACUUGGGCAGUCAUCUCCCAGUUUGAUUGCAUUUGCUGCGGGACAAGCCGCAGCUGUUAAAAUGUUUGAAACAAUCAAGAGGAAACCAGAAAUUGAUGCUUAUGACACUUCUGGUCAAAAGUUAGAAGACCUUCACGGAGAUAUAGAACUAAAGGGGGUUUGCUUUAGUUAUCCUACAAGACCAAAUGAACUAAUAUUCAAUGGAUUUUCUCUGUCAAUACCAAGUGGCACUACCACUGCUCUGGUUGGGCAAAGUGGGAGUGGGAAGUCAACCGUUAUCAAUUUGAUAGAGAGGUUUUAUGAUCCACAAGCCGGUGAAGUUCUCAUUGACAAUAUCAACAUCAAAGAGUUCAAUCUAAAAUGGAUUAGACAGAAAAUAGGCCUUGUCAGCCAGGAACCGAUUCUCUUUACCUGUAGCAUUAAAGAGAAUAUUGCUUAUGGCAGAGAUGGUGCAACCGAUGAAGAAAUCAAAGCUGCAGCAGUUCUUGCUAAUGCUGCUAAAUUUGUUGAUAAAUUUCCUCAGGGACUAGACACAAUGGUAGGCGAGCAUGGAACUCAGCUCUCGGGGGGUCAAAAGCAGAGAAUUGCAAUCGCCAGAGCAAUCUUGAAAGACCCAAAAAUUUUAAUUCUUGAUGAAGCUACCAGUGCCUUGGAUGCAGAAUCUGAGCGAGUAGUACAGGAGGCAUUGGACAGAAUUAUGAUAAGCAGGACUACGGUGAUUGUAGCCCAUCGGUUAAGUACUAUAAGGAACGCAGAUAUAAUCGCCGUUAUCCAUCAAGGAAAGAUAGUAGAAAAAGGCUCACAUGCAGAGCUCAUAAGGGAUCCAGAUGGAGCCUAUAGCCAGCUCAUUCGAUUGCAAGAAACUAAAAGAGAACAAGAACAAAUUAGUGCAAAUUACAAGGAUAAGCCUGAAAGCUUUCAGGACUCUGAACGACAAUCAAGUCAACGAUUUUCUUUCCUCCGAUCAACAAGCCAAGGAUCAUCUGGAAAAGGAAACAGCGGCCGUCACUCUUUCUCAAGUCUCACUUCUGCAGCAGCAGGAGAUUCUGAUGCAUCACAUAACCCCGCCAAAGUCUCUCUUCUCCGCCUUGCUCAUCUUAACAAGCCUGAAUACCCAGUGUUACUUUUGGGUGCUUUGGCCGCAACACUAAAUGGAGCAGUAUUACCAAUUUUGGGGCUCCUGCUUUCUGGCAUGAUACAUACUUUCUUUGAGCCUGCAGAUAAACUACGUAAAGAUUCAAAAUUCUGGGCAUAUGUGUAUGUUGCACUUGCUGUGGCAGCGUUCUUAGUGAAUUCCAUACGGUCCUACUUCUUUGGCGUAGCUGGUUGUAAAUUGAUAAAAAGGAUUCGUCAACUGUGUUUCGAGAAAAUAAUUCACAUGGAAAUAGGUUGGUUUGACAAAGCUGAGAAUUCAAGCGGAGCACUUGGAGCAAGACUCGCUACUGAUUCUGCUGCUAUUCGAGCUGUGGUUGGGGAUGCACUGGGUUUGCUGAUUCAAGAUAUUUCUACUGCAAUCUCUGCCUUAGUGAUUGGCUUUGAGGCAAGCUGGCAUCUUUCAUUGAUCAUUCUUGCUAUGCUACCUUUAUUGGUAGUAGUAAAUUCUCAGGUGCAUACUAAAUCCAUCCGAGGAUUCAGCUCAGAUGCAAAGAAACAAUAUGAGGAAGCAAGUCAAGUUGCAAAUGAUGCAGUAGGGAGUAUCAGAACAGUGGCAGCUUUCUGUGCUGAAGAGAAGGUGAUGGACUUAUACCAUAAGAAAUGUGAAGGACCAAUAAAGGCAGGUAUAAGGCAAGCAUUGAUCAGCGGAACUGGUUUAGGCGUAUCGUUCCUUGUCUUGUAUUCUGUCUAUGGAUGUAGUUUUUAUGCUGGUGCUCGACUUGUUCAAGAUGGCAAAAUAUCAAUCUCACAUGUUUUUCGUGUCUUCUUUGUUCUCACUAUGGCAGCUGUAGCACUCUCUCAAUCCGGUUUAAUGGCCCCAAGCGCAAGCAGAGCAACAACUUCUGUUGCUUCUAUAUUUGAUAUUCUUGAUCAGAAGUCAAAAAUAGACCCCAGUGAUGUCUCAGGAUUGACAUUGCAAGAUUUGAAGGGCGAAGUUGAGUUUCGUCAUGUUGCUUUCAAGUAUCCCAUCAGGCCUGAUGUUCAAAUAUUUAGAGAUCUUUGCUUGACCAUUCACCCAGGAAAGACCGUUGCACUAGUAGGAGAAAGUGGAAGUGGAAAGUCUACUGUGAUCUCAUUGCUACAAAGAUUUUAUGACCCAAACUCAGGUCACAUUACAUUGGACGGAAUUGAAAUCCAAAAGCUACAAAUCAAGUGGUUAAGGCAACAAAUGGGUUUAGUAAGCCAGGAGCCCAUGUUGUUCAAUGACACCAUUCGAGCUAAUAUUGCAUUUGGAAAGGAAGGAUAUGCAACAGAAGUCGAAAUUAUAGCUGCUGCAGAACUGGCAAAUGCGCAUAAGUUCAUUAGCAGCUUGUAUCAGGGGUAUGACACAAUUGUGGGCGAGCGUGGAGUUCAAUUAUCUGGAGGGCAAAAGCAACGAGUGGCAAUUGCAAGAGCCAUAGUGAAGAAUCCAAAAAUAUUACUGCUAGAUGAAGCCACCAGUGCUCUUGAUGCUGAAUCUGAAAAAGUUGUUCAAGAUGCACUGGAUCGUGUUAUAGUGGAUAGAACCACAAUUGUUGUGGCCCAUAGGUUAUCCACAGUUAAGAAUGCAGAUUUGAUUGCUGUGGUUCAAAAUGGAGUCAUUGCAGAAAAGGGAAACCACAAGACUUUGCUCAGAAAGGGAGAAGCCUAUGCUUCCUUAGUAGCACUGCACAAAAGUGCUUAAUCAUCAUAAGCACUGGCAGGAUACGCGAAACACAUUGCCACUUUUAUAUGAUUUAUUCUAAUCUAAAUAAAUAUUGAUAUUUGCAUAUUGGUAUGUGAUUCAAAUCAAUAUACAUGCCUACGGUAUAGUAAAGAGUCUAUGUCAAGUCAAAAAAAAAAAAUGUAAAGACCCAUAGAAAAUAUGGGAGACAUUAUUCUAGAAAAAAAUAAAUUCUCUUUAUGUUAUUUUAAUAUUUGUAAGAAGGGAAAUCUAAAGCCUAACUUUAUAUGGAAAAGGUGUUAACGUU
Messenger RNA from Prosopis cineraria, 5962 nucleotides. Its product is annotated as ABC transporter B family member 11-like. The record is from RefSeq and is a predicted model, not a curated record. The transcript has 12 exons. Bases 1744 to 5676 code for a protein of 1310 amino acids. Gene Ontology annotation, molecular function: ATP binding; ABC-type transporter activity; ATP hydrolysis activity. Lineage: Eukaryota; Viridiplantae; Streptophyta; Magnoliopsida; Fabales; Fabaceae. Gene Ontology annotation, cellular component: membrane. Gene Ontology annotation, biological process: transmembrane transport.